Molecule: messenger RNA, 1740 nt
Organism: Naegleria gruberi
Lineage: Eukaryota; Heterolobosea; Eutetramitea; Acrasida; Naegleriidae
Exons: 1
Coding region: 66-1679 (537 amino acids)
Biological process (GO): negative regulation of inflammatory response; lipopolysaccharide catabolic process
Molecular function (GO): calcium ion binding; acyloxyacyl hydrolase activity
Source: RefSeq, a predicted model, not a curated record
UGCAACAAACACACAACAAUAAUCGAGGAGGGAAGAGAUCAGUUCUCUCCUCUGCAGUGACGCUCAUGAUGGCAAGCCUUGUCGUUGUGUUACUCUAUUUGAGUCAUCAAACAAGAGCUAGCGAAGGAGCCAAAUGUGUGGGCUGUACAAUAGUUUUCAGAUCAAUAGAAAGUUAUGUCAAUUAUAAAGAACAACCAAUUGAAAAAUCUUUGAGUGAAUGGUGUUCAAUUCUCCCAGAUAAACUUUCAUCAUUUUGCAAAGUUUUCGUUGCAGUUGAAGCUCAAACUUUGAUCAAAAUGUUCGAAGAAAAACAAACUCCUGAUAUCAUUUGCAGAGAAUUAGGACCAUGCAAGGAAUAUCCACAAUGUACAUUAUUCAAACCAGGUCAAACUAAAUAUAGCUCUAAAAGGACAACAACAAGAUUUAGUGGCAAGAUUGAUUGGAUUAAGGAAUUCUUUGAUAUUAUUGCUGGACCAAUUGUUAAAUCAUUGAGUGAUCACACACCACUUGUUGACAUUGAUGGUGAUACUUACUCUACAGAAUUUGCAUUCAGAGGAUCUGCAUGGAGAGGAAAGGAUUGUAAUGAUAACAAUGCUGCUAUUUAUCCUGGAAGAAAGACUUCAAGUUUAUCUCCACUUUAUGAUCAUAAUUGUAAUGGUGUAUUUGGUUAUGAUAAGAGUGGUAAGAGUUAUGAAGAUAUGUUCUGUAAUAGUACUCAAACAAAGGGUGUUGUCGUUUUUGGUGAUUCUCUCUCAGCUCACUUUAGAAUUCCACCACAACUUUUUGAACCAAAAUACAUGACUGCUGAUACUUAUAAGCAAUUGUGGGAAAUUAUUACUAAUGAAGCUGAUUGGCCAAUGCUUUCAUGGGGUACUGGAUUUUUGAAUGAUACAUUCUCUGAUUUGACUCCUGGUCUUUCUUCAUCAAUUUACAAACAUAUGAGAAAUCACAAUAGAUGUAUGCAUAGAGAUUAUGCUACAAUUGCUGUUAAUGGUGCUAGAACUGGUGCUAUGAAGGAUAUUUCUUUAACUUACAAGAGAGAUCAAAAGAAUGAUCAACCUGUUCUUGCAUUCUAUGCUCUUGUUGGUAAUGACGUUUGUGCUCCAAGUCACAGUUUGGACUUUACAACACCUGAGGAAUUUGAAGCUAACGUUUUGGUUACAUUGAAUUAUUUGGAACAAACUUUACCUGCUGGUUCAAGUGUAGUCUUUGUUGGUAUGGCUCAAGGUGGUUUUUUGUUUGAAUUCCUAAAGGAUCAAAUGCAUCCACUCGGUGUUUCAUAUCCACAAAUGUAUGAUUAUUUGAAUUGUUUGGAAUCUAAUCCAUGUUAUGGUUGGAUGAAUACUAAUGGUACUAUUCGUAAUAUUACUAGUGCUCAAGCUGCUUUGCUUUCAACUGUUUAUGAUAAGAUUAUUCAAAAAUACUCUUUCAAGAACUUUAAGAUGUACUAUCAUGAAUUCCCAUUGAAGGAAGUUGUCCAAAUGUGGGUUAAACAAGGUGGUCAACCAAAAGAUUUAAUUGAACCAUUCGAUGGUUUCCAUCUUAGUCAACCUGGUCAAUCUUUGAUGGCUGAUUAUCUUUGGGGAUGGAUUAAAUCUGAGCAUUCAGAAAUUAUUGGAACUCCAAAUCCAAAUAAUGCUCAAAUUAUUAAUAUCUUUGGAGAACAAGGAGGUUAUUAAAUUUUGUACAACUGGAUAUCAGUUGCUAGAAAGUAAAUUAAUUAAAAAAAGAAAUUCUAUU